AAUGUGACGCACUGUGACUACGGGAACUGGUACAGUGGUAGAAGAAACAAGUUCUAGCCAUAGACAGUAUAUAUGGUUCUAGCCCGUGUUUGGCACGUGAUUUGCGACGAGGGAUCGAUAGUUCUGCUUUGUAUUUCGGUGGACUAGAGCGUCAACAAUACAAAGAACUACACUUCCCAGCAUGCUCAUGAGCCAAAAAUAUGGUUGCACACAACAUCAGCUGCAGAGGACUGUGUAUUUUAAUACUCCACUUGCAAAGAUGCUGAGUUUCUUCGUGAUUAUUGUUCUUUGCAUAAGCCGUGUGUCUACUUUUGAUACUAAAGUCUCACAGAAUGCCCGCAGUCCCAGUGAGAGCUAUCUCAUUUCUAUAUGGCAAAACAGACUGUACUUGUAUUCAGCUGCUGCACUAGUCUUUGGCAUCUGGUUCUCACUGAAGUUGGUACUGAGAAAGAAAAGCUUCUCCAAAGACGUCGGCCCGUGGGUCUACAAAGCUGUGAAGAGCAAUGACAGCCCUGACAGAGACACCUCGGUUCAUGUGUCCGGAGUUAAAAUCUUCUACGGUUCACAAACUGGAACUGCAAAGGGUUUUGCAGAAGAGCUGUCAGAGGAGGUGAAGACUUUGGGUAUACCAGCAGAGGUGAUCGACAUCAAAGACUACGAUCCAGACGAUCAACUUGCUGAUGAGUGCACCAACAAGUCAGUCUGCGUAUUUCUUGUGGCCACCUACACUGACGGACAGCCCACAGAGAACGCUGAGUGGUUCUGCAAGUGGUUGGAGGAGGCAUCCACUGAUUUCAGAUACGGAAAGACUUACCUCAAAGGCCUCAGAUAUGCUGUGUUUGGUCUCGGCAACUCUGUCUAUGUUGGCCACUAUAAUACGGUGGGUAAAAACGUGGACAAGUGGCUUUGGAUGCUGAGUGGCAUGCGAAUCAUGACCAGGGGAGAGGGUGACUGUAAUGUGGUGAAGAGCCGUAAUGGCAGCAUUCAGGCAGACUUCGUGGCCUGGAAGGUCAGGUUCCUGAAGCGCCUACUGGCCCUAGCCAAGGGUGAGAAGAAGAGCUGCAGCGGGAACUGUAAGACUGGAGGCUCCUGUAAGAACAAGAGGAAAGACGGCCAGGAGAAGGGGGAGGAGGAGGAGGAGGAGGAGAAGGCAGCUCUGCAGAAUAACAGCUCGGAGGAGGAUCUUAUAGAGUCCAGCAGCGAUGAGGAGGACUCUGGCCUGCAAGAUGAGAAAAACUCUGGUUCAGUGGUUGACAUGGAGGAUCUGGGCAAGAUCAUGAACAGUGCCAAGAAAGCAAAGAGCAAGGAGGAGGGUCGAGGAGACGGCCAGAUGGUGAAGCUAUCCAAGUUGAACGGCGUGAAGAAGAUUGAAGAUGACGGGGAAAGAAGAGAGAUGAUCACCCCUGCCCUUAGAGGGGCACUGACAAAACAAGGGUACAAACUAAUUGGAAGUCACUCAGGAGUGAAGCUUUGUCGAUGGACCAAGUCCAUGUUGCGAGGGAGAGGAGGCUGUUACAAGCACACCUUCUAUGGUAUUGAGUCCCACCGGUGCAUGGAGACUACCCCCAGCCUCGCCUGUGCUAACAAGUGUGUCUUCUGCUGGAGACACCACACCAACCCUGUGGGCACAGAGUGGCGCUGGAAGAUGGACCCUGCCGAGAAGAUCCUGCAGGAUGCCUUGGAGAAGCACCAGAGCAUGAUUCGACAGUUCAGAGGUGUCCCCGGAGUGAAGCCAGAGCGGUACGAGGAGGGCUUGGCAGUCAAGCACUGUGCCCUCUCCCUGGUGGGCGAGCCAAUCAUGUACCCCGAAAUCAACACCUUCAUCCGCCUCCUCCACUCUCAUCGCAUCUCCAGCUUCCUGGUCACCAAUGCACAAUUCCCGAAGGAAAUCCGGAGCCUGGUGCCAGUUACCCAGUUGUACGUUAGUGUGGACGCCAGCACCAAAGACAGUCUGAAGAAGAUUGACCGACCACUUUUCAAGGACUUCUGGCCCCGCUUCCUGGACAGCCUCAGGGCCCUGGGAGAGAAGAGACAGAGGACGGUGUAUAGACUGACACUGGUAAAGGCCUGGAAUGUGGAGGAGAUGCAGUCCUACUCAGAGCUCAUUGCUUUGGGCCAGCCGGACUUCAUUGAGGUCAAGGGAGUGACGUACUGUGGGGAAAGCUCUGCAAGCAGUCUGACCAUGGCUAAUGUCCCCUGGCACCAGGAAGUGGUCGCCUUCGUCCAGCAGCUGGCUGACAUGUUGCCUCAGUAUGAGAUCGCCUGCGAACACGAGCACUCCAACUGUUUGCUCAUGGCACACACCAAGUCUUUCCCAUAUUUGCAGACAACAAGGGAAACAUGGUAUUGUAUCAACUGGGGAGCACUGUUGCAUGCUGGGAAAGUAGAGGUCACACUCGUUUGCUGGUUUGGGAAAACAACCGGGGUUAGCGAGGCAGAGUGAUGUUAGAGGCUUUUCCCUCCAAGAAACAUUCAAGCUGUUCUAUCUGUCUCUAUCUCUCUGGUGGUUAGUGUGCCUCUCACAAACUAACACACACUUUCUUUUCCGGCUCCUCGCCCACUGUCCAUUUAUUUCUCUCUUUUUUUUCUUUAGAAAGAUGGAUAGCGACUUGGGUGAAGGAGCAAGAAGCAUUGAUUGAUAAAUGGAGAAAUGUAAGAAGGAGAUGGAAUUGGUGAAUCUGCAACCAUUUAAAAAAGGCAAUAAGCUAACAGCAAGUGGCAGGUGUGAAGGGAGACACUCUAUAAUCACUGUCACAUCUUUAAAUUCACACUUUUCUUUUCUCUCAGUGGUUGCCCACUCAUUUCUCUCUCUAUAUCGGAGCAUAUGGCUUCCAUUUAAAUGGUUGUAUACAGUAAGUAUAAGUGUGUGUGUAUAAGUUUGCUGUUUCUUUAUUAGCUUUGAUUCUUUACAUAUGUAUAUGUGCAGGUCCUUUAAAUGUUUGCCAAAAUAAAUUCUCUAAAUUUCAUGCUGCAAAAUGAUCACAAGGUUUCGAAUACUGUUUUAGAGAUCUUAUUUUCCCAUCAUGCCACAACAUAUUAUUUGAUGAAAUUAGAUAGAGGGAAUUGUAUAUUUCCUAUAAGAAGACGGUGUGCACCAUGGUAACAGGUGGAUAUGUUUUAAAUAAUUCAUCAGUUAAGGAUUUUUUAAUUUUUUAUUAUUCUGUGCUGAAAUAACUUUUUGUUGUAACAACGGCCAAUUGGAGAAUAGGACCAGCAGUGCUAUCUUUCCAUCUGCUUCAGUUGGAUUGGUUUUGGUUUAAAAAAAAAAAGUUUUUAUUUUGGUUGUUAAAUUGAUCUUCUAAUACAUUUCUUUACCUUACCCCUAUUUUCACACGUCUGCGCUGCUUUCUGGGUGCACUGCAACCCCCGCGAGCAAUCGCGGCCAUUCAAGUCAAUGCUUGAUAUUCCACUGGCGAGUCCCAGAAGCGUGAGUGAAGCUGCUCUCCGCUCUACUAAAGAUACUCGCCAGGUCUAUUUUCACGCAAGCCGCGGGCCGUUUCGGACAGCCGGACAGGAAGUGAAACACCACGGACGACGAGAGAUUCAUCUUGGAGGUGGAAAAACAUAAUAGACAUCGUAGAGCUUUUUUAAAGCGGAUACACAAGAAAAGAGAAGGCACAGAGUUUAAUUGCAGGAGUGCUUGGAGUGGAAGGGAGAUACUAUCUUAAUAAACAAAUAAAUAAAAUGGUGAUUGUCCGCUUCUGAGACGCUCCCGGUGUGGUAUGGCGCGUGGCGGAGGACGGGAUAAAACCCGGAACGCAGCCGAGACACCGCAAAGACGAGCGAGGUGGAAACUCAGGGUUAGAGAAUUCGGUAACACUUUACUUGAAGGUAUCUACAUAAGAGUGACACAGUCAUGACACAUGAACCCUAACCCUAACCAGACACUUACUAAAAGAAGCAUUAUUUCAUAAACGUUUAUGACUUGUAUAUGUUUAUGACAAAUCCAUGACAGUAUCAUGUCACUCUUAUGUAGAUACCUUCAAGUAAAGUGUAACCGAGAAUUCUUAAUGAAUGGCUGUCAGAGGCCUGCAGGUUUCCAUAAACACUGCAUGGAUUACUGCCGCUCGCUCAUCUACCACCUUGUUUCUCUCUCCCUUCUUUCUCUCUCUGUGUGUGC
Perca fluviatilis (European perch) is the source of this 4120-nucleotide messenger RNA. RefSeq names its product tRNA-yW synthesizing protein 1 homolog (S. cerevisiae) (gene tyw1). The record is from RefSeq and is a predicted model, not a curated record. Lineage: Eukaryota; Metazoa; Chordata; Actinopteri; Perciformes; Percidae. Bases 182 to 2443 code for a protein of 753 amino acids. The transcript is spliced from 16 exons. Gene Ontology annotation, biological process: wybutosine biosynthetic process. Gene Ontology annotation, molecular function: catalytic activity; FMN binding; 4 iron, 4 sulfur cluster binding.